Exophiala spinifera is the source of this 1527-nucleotide messenger RNA. RefSeq lists its product as uncharacterized. Gene Ontology annotation, cellular component: nucleus; cytosol. NCBI's taxonomy places the organism in Eukaryota, Fungi, Ascomycota, Eurotiomycetes, Chaetothyriales, Herpotrichiellaceae. Gene Ontology annotation, molecular function: mRNA binding; RNA 7-methylguanosine cap binding. The record is from RefSeq and is a predicted model, not a curated record. Bases 1 to 1527 code for a protein of 508 amino acids. The transcript has 2 exons.
AUGUCCUCGGCGCAGGACGCCGAUCUCAUGGACAUUGACAUUGACAUGGAUCUGGAUCUGGACGACCAUGGCCCAGCUCUCGAUGAAGAACUCGAUCUCGAAGAAGGCGAGGAACCAUCGUUCGUGCCCUCCGGCGCACGCGUCCAAGAUACCUCAGCUCUCAUUCCCGCCAUCUACACCGAGGACCCUGCUCUCGAACCACAAUGGAACAAAGUGCACAUCCGCGGUGUCGACGAAAUGCACACCAACGACAUCCUAGGCUUCGUACACGACCACUUUAGUGAGGUGGGAGACAAUGUGCACAUCCAAUGGAUCGAUGAUACAUCUGCCAAUAUCUGCUUCAAAGACAACGAAAUGGCAAAACGCGCUCAACUUGCGUUUGUCGCGACACCAAUCACCGAAGACCAGUUGGUCAAUGCCCCCUUUGAACUGCGAGCCGCGAAGCCCUUGGCAAGCAGACCUGCGAGCAUGCUCGUGGUAAGGGUAGCGCAGCAAGGCGAUCGAAAGAAGAAAAACGCCAGAGACGCGAGCAGAUACUACCUUCUUCAUCCUGACCAAGACCCCACUGAACGAAUGCGACGUGGAUUUGCCGAGUCAAGGGCCGAGGCUGGCGACUACAGGCGAAGAAGAUUUGACGACAGGGAAAUGUACCGGAGAAGAAGAGACAACAACGACGACGAUGGUAAAGAGUUCACGGCGAACAUGUACGACGAUGCGCCUGCGACCGACACCGAAGCCGCCGGAAGAGGUCGAGAUCUGUUUUCCAGGGUGUCCAAGGGUCGACGGCGCAGUGCCAGCCCAAGCAGACGCACGAGAAACAGUGAUGAGAUUGAUAUCUCCGACUCAGAAGAUGACACCCGCACCCGACGGAGAGGAUAUCGCGACCGCAACGACCGAAAUCCGCGCUCCAAUGCAGGUAAAGAGCUCUUUGGGUCGGCCUCCGCUCCACCAAAGGGUGGUGGCGGCUUGCACUCUGAUCGUAUCGAACUCUUCCCGAACAAAGGUCCUGAUACCGACGCGCAAAUGUCCAUCGAGCCAAAUACGGCAUCUUCGUCGAGACCAGCAACCGACCCGGCGAAUUCGCGAGCCAACGCUGCGGCCGCCAAACGCCUCAAGGCAGACCUGCUCAGUGCGGCACAGACCAGUCCCCGCUCGAACCAUCGGAGGAGUCACGCCAUGGACGCGAAGAACGAAGAAGACCUGGCGCAGCGAUUUGCCCGGAAAUCCAUCUCGAUCGACAGUACAAAGUCUUUCAAGAACGGUGGUCUCGCGAACGCCGGCAUCGAACUGUUCCCGUCGGCGAACAGCAACGGUGGCGGGUUGAGCAUCAAGGGCUCUGCUGGUGGAGACGGGGGGUUCAGCAUCAAGGGAUCCGGCGGACUGAGCAUUAAAGGACGGGCAGAGGCUAAGGAGCUGUUUCCCAACCAGUACCAGCGCGAGUCGGGCCGGAACGAAGGCAAGGAGCUAUUUGAUCAGCCUGUGCGCGAGAAGAGAGUUAGGCGACGAGCAGGUGAUCUCUUUGAUUGA